This is a messenger RNA of Onychostoma macrolepis, 1360 nucleotides long. RefSeq names its product C-type lectin domain family 17, member A-like. The transcript has 5 exons. The coding region runs from base 345 to 980 and encodes 211 amino acids. The record is from RefSeq and is a predicted model, not a curated record. NCBI's taxonomy places the organism in Eukaryota, Metazoa, Chordata, Actinopteri, Cypriniformes, Cyprinidae.
UGCUUGUUUGGAAUCGAUGAAGUUUGCCUAAUUGACAGCAAACUGUUGAUGUCAUGUAGUUUUGGCACAUUGCUGGUGCAAUACAACUGCUUUGACAGGAAAGACGGCAGCAGUAAAAUGUGUCUAAUGCUAUAAGAGGAAGGCCACAGCACCCCACCCACCUCCCACCUCCCACAUAGUCCGGGGAAAGGGAAAGAAAAAAAAAACAGUGCCUGAACAAGAUAUCACAUGACCACAGUGGUACCUUAUAAAAGUAAUAGCCAAAAAGCAGAAGUUCAGAGUGGUCCAGUCUACUUGAAGCAACAACUUCCAAUAAUCUGACACUCAACGCCAGCAGACUGAAUAUGUCUUCCUUCGGAAAUAUGAACAUUUCUGAGAAAUGUGGGAUGGAAAGAGAAUAUGAAGAGAUGAAUAUCAACAAUAGUGAUGUCAAGGCAGAAAGAGAGUAUAUGGACAUCCAGAGACGCCGAACACCUCAAAACACAGAGAGGAUCAGAAGAUACAGAGCAGCUGUAGUGUGUUUGGUUCUGCUGUGUGUUCUUCUGCUGACUUCAGUCAUAGUGCUGUGUGUCCACAUCCAUACAAACAACACAAACUACACAGAAAACAGAGAUGGAUGGAUUUACUAUCAAUCUAGUAUUUACUUCAUUUCCUCUAAAAUAAAGAGCUGGGAUGAGAGCAGGAGAUACUGUACAGAGAAAGGAGCAGAUCUGAUCAUCAUAAACAGCAGAGAGGAACAAGAUUUUGUGAAGAAAAUAUCUGCUGAUGCUAAAGUCUGGAUUGGUCUGACUGACAGUGAUGUGGAGGGCAUAUGGAAAUGGGUUGAUGGCAGCACACUGACCUCUGGGUUCUGGUGGCCUAGAGAACCCAAUGGACAUAUAAAAGAGGACUGUGCUCUAAAUGAUUCAUCAGGAUGGGCUGAUUAUCCAUGUAGUUAUGCUUUUAAAUGGAUCUGUGAGAAGAGCCUUGUAAAGUAUUAGAUACCAUGAAAUACAUGUUUAUUCACAACAUUUUAGCAUGAAUAGAGGGUUUUAUAUUCCCCCAUUUAUAUUCAUCAUGAUGUUUUGCCUGUUAUUUCCAUAAUUAAAGUCUUUAUGUCAGUCCUAAAGUCGAUGUCAGUCCUGCAACUCCAGUCAGUGAAAAUACACCUGUAUACGAUGAAUGAAUAAAUAUCAGUCUAAUAUCCAAUAGUGUCUAAGAAUAGUGAAAUAAUUGUCUUGUCUUAAAAUGCAAUACGUCUUAUGAGGAAGUGGCUCUGAGGGACAGAGGGGAAAAAACGGCACAAGAUCUUUUACUGGGCCGAUACCCUUUCAAAAGGUACUAAUAUAUACUAUUAAGGUACUAACACGCACCUUUUAGG